AUGAGUGGGGGAUCCAAGGGAAGUGGGACAUACCAAGAUGUCUCAUGCACACAUGAAUUAAACAGUAACUUGAACAUUCCCACAAGCGCUACAGGCUGCAAUGGGGUCAGCACUUAUGCAUGUAACUCAGGAUACAAGCAGGUUGCCGGAAACACACAACGUACAUGUUACGGAAAGUUCUGGACGGGAUACCCACUUGUCUGUUCUGUUUCAACUUGCAAGAUUGACAUCCUUUUCAUCAUAGAGGCUUCCUCAUACACGUCUUCUAUUUACUCUGAAUUAGUAUCAGUUAUUGGUGAUUUGGUGAGGACUAUGCAAAUUUCAACCAGUAAUAUACAAGUGGGGGUGAUAUCCUAUGACAACGCUGUGGACCAGAAUUUCAAGUUUAACGCUUAUUCUACGGCGGCAUCGCUGGACACUGCUAUAACGGCAUUAACAAUACCAAGCGCCUCUUCAACAAUUAACCUCGCCGAGGCAUUAACUGUCGCAUUUUACGAUUUUGUUAAACUGUCAAAUGGGAACAGAUAUCAAGCAUAUAAAUACUUUGUUAUUGUUGGUAAAUCAACUCCUACCAAUCUCGGUUCAGCUAUCGGAGUCAAUAUUCGAAAGGUGGCAAAAAAUCAGGUUUUCGGAAUUGGUAUUGGCCCAACCACGUCUUUAGCCAAUGAUCUGAAAUCGGCCGCUGGAAGUACUGCUAGAUACGUCGAGGCAACCUCCCCAGCAGACCUAGCUACAAAAUUCAACACAGUUCUUACAAAAAUCGCCGUCUGUCCAACGUCUGCUUUUCCUGGCGCUACGUCAGUUGCUUGCAAGCUCGACAUAGUUUUCAUUGUGGAAAAUUUUAACCUGCGUUACACAAAACGAUUUGUGGCAGAGUUAGUAGAGGAUUUACCGAUUUCUUCAAAUGGCGUCAGGGUAGGUUUUGUAGUAUUUGAUAACGGAGCAAGAACCGAGUUUGGGCUCACUGCUUAUACGAGUUCUGAGGCCGUCAAAGGGGCAAUCGAAGGAAUUUCACAGACGACUAGCAGCUAUCAUUAUGUAGACAAGGGAUUGAUUCAUGCCCGUGACUACGUGUUCACGGCUGCUGGAGGAGAUCGUGCAGAUGCUGUUAACUAUUAUGUCUUUAUCGUGGGGCCAUAUUACAGUGACCCAAUCACAACGGCAAGGAUCAUCCGAAGAAGUGGGGACAAUAUAAUAUUUGGCGUUCAUCUUGGAACGAGUUACGUAACUACUUAUAAGGAGACUGUUGGUUCCUGUGGUGACCACUCUAAAUAUACAAACUCAGCUACUUAUGACAACUUGAUCAACAUUAAAAAUACAGUAAAAGGAAAACUCACUACCUGUUAUCAGGUUCCAGCAUACACGCAAGCUUGCAAACUUGAUAUAGCUUUCAUUAUCGAUGAUACGAAUGCAGUUACCGCUGCUCAGUUCACGGAAAUGAAAACUGCCAUUGAAGUUCUUGUUAGUAAAAUGCUUAUUGGUGACAAUGCCAUAAGAAUAGGGAUAGUGACCUUUGGGGACGGAGCCGCAACGGCCUUUCCGCUAAAUCAAUACUCAACUGCACCUGCCUUGAUCAGUGCUAUAAACGCUCUUACGCAAGGAAACUCGGCCUAUAGUAGAAGUACCCGCUAUGUAGAAAAGGCCAUCACAUGGACGCUAUGGAACUUUUUUACGCCAACAAACGGAGACCGCUCUGACGCCCAGAAUUACUAUGUUAUUCUUACUUACGGAGGUUCAUCCGGAUCUAAUGUUGCUGGAUAUGGAACAUCAUUGCAGUACAAUUCCAUGAUCGAUAUUUUUAUACUUGGUUAG
Molecule: messenger RNA, 1812 nt
Organism: Saccostrea echinata
Lineage: Eukaryota; Metazoa; Mollusca; Bivalvia; Ostreida; Ostreidae
Product: collagen alpha-3(VI) chain-like
Exons: 7
Coding region: 1-1812 (603 amino acids)
Source: RefSeq, a predicted model, not a curated record